Molecule: messenger RNA, 731 nt
Organism: Aspergillus melleus
Lineage: Eukaryota; Fungi; Ascomycota; Eurotiomycetes; Eurotiales; Aspergillaceae
Product: phosphotransferase family protein
Exons: 1
Coding region: 63-731 (222 amino acids)
Source: RefSeq, a predicted model, not a curated record
AUUCCUACCAUCACAGCACUUCUCCCUCAUCUCCACAUUAUCACACAACGAAGCCCUCCAGUAUGAGAAUGGAAUAUGACGACGUCGCCUGGGAACAGAGCGAUCAAGUCUUCGACGCCUUCAAGCAGAAGAUCACCAGCCCUGAUGUGCUCCUCGCAGUCACCCGCUUCAUGGCAAGCCACAGGGACUGGGCCCGACCCGUUGACCGAGCCCGCAUUGCAGGCCUGGGUGCAUUCAAUCUAUGUUUCCGCAUGGUCUUCGAGGACGGGUUCUCCUCCCUCCUCCGUUCCCCAUGUCCGGGCAGAGUGAUGUUCGCAGAGGAAAAGGUCCGAAACGAGGUUGCUGUCAUGACCUUCUUGAAGGAGAACACACGCGUGCCCGUCCCAGACAUUAUCCAUCAUGGCAUGGGAGACGAGAGUCCCGCGGGACUAGGCCCGUUCAUCCUCAUGGAGUAUGUUGAGCAUGUAUCGAAUCUGGCAACGCAGAUACGAGCCCCGGAAUAUGACAAGGGUGAUCGCCCGAUCCUGGACCCGAACAUUGAAGAGGAGAAGCUUGAGUUUUUCUACGCCCAAGUAGCCGAUAUCCUGCUGGAGCUAUCCAAGCCGUCUUUUGAUAAAAUUGGCUCGCUGGCUAGAGAUGCGAGGGGCUGGAAUAUCCCCAACCGGCCACUGACCAUGAAUAUGAACGAGCUCGUUCAGCUGGGGAAUUUUCCAGCCAGGUUGCUGCCAUAG